Phacochoerus africanus (Common warthog) is the source of this 2158-nucleotide messenger RNA. It is a transcript of the gene CD58, whose product is annotated as CD58 molecule. Gene Ontology annotation, molecular function: signaling receptor binding. Gene Ontology annotation, cellular component: cell surface. Lineage: Eukaryota; Metazoa; Chordata; Mammalia; Artiodactyla; Suidae. The record is from RefSeq and is a predicted model, not a curated record. The coding region runs from base 69 to 803 and encodes 244 amino acids. The transcript has 6 exons.
GCGGCCCUCUUCGGCCAUCGGAGGCGACGCGGAGCUGGGUCCUUGUCGCAGAGAAAGGCCGGACCGCCAUGGCCUCGGGGAGAGCCCUAAGGUGGGCCGUGCGGGCCCCCGGCGUGAUCUUCCUGCUGCUCUGGUUGGAUUUCAUCCCCUGUGAUUCCCAAGUAAUAUAUGGAGCCCUGCACAAGAAUGUAACUUUAUAUGCCUCAAGCUCUCAAACCUUUCAGGAAAUCAUAUGGAAGAAGGGAAAAGAUAAAGCUGUUGAAUGGGAAGAGCAAUACAAUGUCAAAGCUUUCCCGCCUUUUGUAGAUAGGGUUCACUUAAACACUGGGUCGGGCGACCUCACCAUCUACAACCUGGCCGUCGAAGAUGAAGGUGACUAUCAAAUUGAAUCGCCCAGUGUCAAAAACAGCAGCAAGCUCAUCCUCAAGGUGGUUGAGCCUCUUCCAGAGCCAGAACUAUAUUGCGAGUCGACCGAGGGGAAUAUUAGCGUCCGAUGCCUGAUCUUGGAACCUUCCUUGAGGCACAUGGACCUCAUACAGUACUCUUGGAAUUGCCCUCCAACAGUAUCGUGUCAAGCUGGCUUAGGACCAUCUGAAAUGUAUAUUACCAAAGAAUCUGAUUUUUCACAGGACGUCCAGUGCAUCAUUAGCAAUCCGUUAUUCAAAAGUUCAGCAUCAACCUCUUUGUCAUCCUGCGCCCCCACUGAUAAUACAAGGCAUAGAUAUGUGCUUGUCGCAGUACUGCCAGUGGUGAUAGUUGCCUUGGUACUUUUAAAAUGGUUUCUGGCGCGUCGUAGCGGAUAAACCCACAGAACCAGCAUCCACUGGCUGGUAACAGAAGGGGAAACCAAGCCCUUGGUAACUAAGUUAUUUCAGCAACUCCAAGAAGACAUCUGAUUUACCAUCCGAGUGUUACCUUAUUACCGAUGCCUCCAAUCGUUCACUGGUAGGCCACGAGGGAGGAAAUUCUGCACGUCUAACCUGACUUAUAAGAAGCAGUGUUUCGUAGAAAAAAACAAGGACUAACAAACAAGCAUUAGCUUCUGCUCUAUCAGCAGCACUGAGUAUCGCUGGAUAGUUGCUAUCUUCUCCCUCAGUAGCUUUUUGUAAAUUGUAUUUUUGUGUGAAAUCUGAACUUUUGUAAAUAAUGUAAGUAUGUACAUAUGUGACUAAGUGGCUUGGAGUCAAAGAAAUAAAAUAGUCACAUACCUUAGGAAAUGAAGGCUUGACUAAAACUUGCACUCCGCUCCCCUGUUGUUUUAGAGGAAGAAUAACCCUCUGCAGGCUCGGGAGUGUAGUGAGAGAUGGACAGAGCACUUUGGCUUGUUGGGCCCAUGGCUGUUGACAGGAGGCAAGAACACGAGUCUUAAGUUUCUAAGACCACAUCACCAUCAUCCGAGCGCAACUGUAUAACCUGUAUGGCUCUGGGAGACUUGUCACCUUAAGAUCUCUUAACCCACUUGGUUUGUCGUGUUAGCCAUCACGCUGGCAGGUAAACAGCAGAGAACUCCUUAAAAACUGUAAACGCAAAUACAAAUGCAGGAGUUCCCUCAGUGGCGCACGGGGAUUGGCGUUGUCUCUGCAGCACCAGGAUGCAGCUUCCAUCCCCAGACUGCACUGUGGGUUAAGGAUCCAGCGUUGUUGCAGCUGCUGCGUGGUCUGAUCCCUGGCCUGGGAACUGCAUAUACUGCAUAUACUGCGGGGCGGCCCAAACCCCGCCCCCCCAAAUACAAAUGCGGAACAGCGGCCUCUCCUGGAUAAAGAGGUGAAUUGCCUCGGCUCUCCCCUGGGCCAUCACUCAACCAUUACCCGGCGUCAGCGUGCGGAGGCCUCCUCCUGAGCCGGCCCUCCCCCUGGAACUGCUGUCACGCCAGUCUUCAGCCUGAAAGAGACCUUCUUUCCCCCGAGGUGGGUGUGUGCGGAGGGGCCCUGUGACAGCGCCAUCCGGACUCUCCGGGAGGGAGGCGGCCUGGAGCCCCAGUACCCCUGGGAAGACCUCACCCCCUGGCGACUCAGCUUCCUCCGCUAAUCCUGUCAAAACCUUUAUUCCAGCCCAAGACCCCCAGAACCUCCUUUAUCUUCUAGAUUUUCGUCUCCACAUGCUCUGGGUGGCCCUUUCUGACCCCAUCUGUCAACAGUAAAAUUCCUAGUGAAUCUUU